AUGUAAAUUAAGUUCUUAAUAUUUAUCUGCUUAACCGCCUAAUAAUGCAGAUGUGAAUGUUAAUACAAUAAACAUAUACUUAGAGGAUAUUAUAGGAAUAUAAUGCAUUAAAACAGUGGCGUGCUCCUUGAGUAAAGAAACUCGAUAUGGUUACAUCUAAAUUAAGUAUAAGGACUUUUUUUUAGAGAUUCAAUAGAACAGGAUAGAUAUACUAAUUUACAAACAGUUGGUUACACAUCUUGUUUACAGAUUAUGUGUAAAAUAAGAAUAAGCUUACUUCAAAAUUUUGAAAUAAAUACUUUAAGAAUAUGGAUGUGGGAUGGAGAUGUUAGAAGUUAUAAAUUUUCUGUUUACGCUAUAAGUGAGAACAAAGAAAAAUUAAUUUCAAUUUAAAAUGCAGCAUCAGGGGUAACAACAAUAUGUUUUCCUGAUUAGCAUGUGAAAGAAUUUGUAUUAUAUAAUUUAGAGGGAAAUACAAGAAAUAUACAGUUUCACAUUAUCAAGAUAGAAGCAUUUUAUUAGUUCAAAUGA
Molecule: messenger RNA, 531 nt
Organism: Paramecium sonneborni
Lineage: Eukaryota; Ciliophora; Oligohymenophorea; Peniculida; Parameciidae
Source: the annotation of a GenBank genome assembly